GCGGAAGUGGUUGGCUGAUGUGGACAUAGGAGAAUGAACUGUAGCUAUCUGUGUUGUAAAACGGAUUCUUUUAAUUUAAGUCGCGUUUUUGCACAGAGCUUACACAGCUGCAGACAUGGAGGUCCCUUGCUACAUGCCCAAACUGCUGUUUGAGCUCAACGAGCAGCGGAAACGGGACUUCUUCUGUGACUGCAGCAUCCUUGUGGAGGGCCGUGUCUUUAAAGCCCAUCGUAAUGUGUUGUUUGCUGGAAGUGGCUAUUUUCGGGCUCUUCUGGUCCACUAUCUGCAGGAUAGUGGACAGCGCUACAGCACAGCAUCGUUGGACAUCGUUACGGCUGAUGCCUUCUCUAUUAUCCUGGACUUCCUUUACUCUGGCCGUUUGGCCCUGAACAGAAGCAAUGUCAUCGAGGUGAUGUCAGCGGCCAGCUACCUGCAGAUGACUGAUCUGGUAAACUUUUGUAAAGGCUACAUACGCUCAUCUUUGGAAAUAUGCAACAAGGAGAAGGACAGAAACACAGAGAAGGAGGACCAGACCCAGACCGGAGGGAGUGGACCUGCAGACAGCGGCACUCCUGCUGCAGAAACCUCCAGCGGUGCUGCGGCUGAGGAGCCACAUUCACAGGUUGCAGAGGCUGAUAGAGGGGCGGGGUUAGGUCAAGUGUCUGUGACUUCUAUCCCUGGCACUUCAACUCCCAGCACCAGCAGGGACAUGGACAACGACUACCACUCCAGGGAAGGAUUUUCAACUGUGAGGGAGGGACAAAAGGUACACUUGGAUCAGACUAACCUCUCGUCGUCAUCGUCGUCUGUGUUGACCCCCGAGUUAGUGCACCCCAAGAUAGAGUAUGACCCCGACGAGGAGCUCAUAGAGUCCCCUGACACUAAGGAACUGGUCCCAUACCCUGGGCCUUCUCUUCAUAACCCUCAUCACAGCCGGCUACUUCCACCCUCUCCCUCCAGCGAGCGCUCUCCCAUGGGGUACGGCUCCUCCUACAAUGCCAGGCAGGUGAUGGAGAUGCUGGCCAGAGGUGAAGGCUCCAGUCCUCUGGGAGACAGAGUGGGGCAGCGCUUCAACCAGGGACUCAGUAGCAGCACAGGAGCAAGUAGAAUGGAUGAAGGUUUAGGGUUUGUGGGGUCAUCUAUCAUGGAGAUCCAGUCUGAUUGGCUCGGAGAGGACACAGGAGACGGUUUGGUAGUGCCAGUGAAACUCCACAAGUGCCCGUUCUGCCCCUACACUGCCAAGCAGAAAGGAAUUAUGAAGAGACACAUCAGGUGCCACACUGGAGAGAGGCCUUUCCCCUGUCCAAUGUGUGGCAAGAGGUUCACGCGACAGGAGCACCUCCGCAGCCAUGCGCUCAGUGUCCACAGGCACUACUGGCCAGUGUCGUGUAAGAGCUGCAGGAGAACCUUCACUGGAUCCAGCGUUUCCCCAGGACUGAAACGCUUCGGCGUCUGUGACAGCUGCAACUGCGUGACCACCACUCAUGAGGAUUCCGUCCCCGUUCAUCCUGCCAGCCAACAAGAGUCUAUUGAACGUGCAGACGGGGGUACAGAUUGGUCCAGUUUUAUGGAUGACGUUGAUGAGGUGGAGGUUGGCAGAGUGGAGGACUUGGUUGAGAAACAGAUGCUUGAAAGGCAGCUUGCUGCUUGCACUGAUGUCGGUCACACACUGUGAUACUGUAGCUCAGAGGAGAAAAAGUCCUUCAACUGUUCUAAUGUCCUGGCUAAAGAGUGGCCAUAAUGUUAUUUAUACUUAAUUGUGCUUGUAAGAUGACUUCAUGUGUUCAUUUUAAUCUGAUAAUGUGUCUCCUCUCUGUUGGAAGCCCCCUUCAGUGGAAACAAAUGGAUUCAGUGCUCCUUUUCCUUUUGCAGUGCAGUGAAAAAGUGUUUAACCCCUUUCCUGAUUUCUUUCUUUGCACAUCUGCCACAAUCAAAUGUUUCAGGUCACCAAACAAAUUUAAUAUUAGAAAAGAUAACCCAAGUAAACACACAAAAAAGAUGAUUUCAUUUAUCAAGGGGAAGGCCAUCCAAAUCUUCCUGGCCCUAACUGCAGGCGAGCGUUUGCAGCAUCUCAAUCGGAUUUAAGUCCAGACUUUGACUAGGCCACUCCGCAACCUUCAUUUCUUAAGCCACUCAGAGGUGGGCUUGCUGGUGAGGUUUGGAUCGUUGUCCUGUUGUAUAACCCAAGUAUACUUGAGCUUGACGCCACAAUCUGAUGGCUGGGCAUUCUCCUUCCGGAUUUUGUGAUUCCAUCAGUUAAGAUAAGUGGUCCAGGUCCUGAAGCAGCAAAGCAGCCCCAGACCAUCACACUGCCACCACCAUGUCUGUUGACAUGAAGUUCUUCUGAUGAAUGCUGUGUUAUUUUUACUCCAGAUGUAACGGGCCGCACACCUUCCAGAAAGUUCUACUUUUGUCUCGUCAGUCCACAGAAUAUUUCUCCAAAAGUCUUGGGGAUCAUCAGGAUGUUUCUUGGC
Cheilinus undulatus (humphead wrasse) is the source of this 2474-nucleotide messenger RNA. RefSeq names its product zinc finger and BTB domain containing 8B (gene zbtb8b). Lineage: Eukaryota; Metazoa; Chordata; Actinopteri; Labriformes; Labridae. Bases 116 to 1675 code for a protein of 519 amino acids. Gene Ontology annotation, biological process: regulation of transcription by RNA polymerase II. The record is from RefSeq and is a predicted model, not a curated record. The transcript has 5 exons. Gene Ontology annotation, molecular function: RNA polymerase II cis-regulatory region sequence-specific DNA binding; DNA-binding transcription factor activity, RNA polymerase II-specific; protein binding.